Messenger RNA from Ornithorhynchus anatinus (platypus), 2457 nucleotides. RefSeq names its product eukaryotic translation initiation factor 4E family member 3 (gene EIF4E3). The record is from RefSeq and is a predicted model, not a curated record. Gene Ontology annotation, molecular function: RNA 7-methylguanosine cap binding; translation initiation factor activity. Gene Ontology annotation, cellular component: eukaryotic translation initiation factor 4F complex. The transcript is spliced from 6 exons. Gene Ontology annotation, biological process: translational initiation. Bases 475 to 900 code for a protein of 141 amino acids. Lineage: Eukaryota; Metazoa; Chordata; Mammalia; Monotremata; Ornithorhynchidae.
CCAGCGCUUAGUACAAUGCUUAACAAGUAUCAUUAAUGAAAAAAAAAAUUGGCUCUGAGGGCUGGGUCGCAGUGUAGGUGCUCAAAAGGUGCCUUCCCAAUACCAAUGGAGUUCUCUCUCUGACCACCAUAACCCAGUGUCUAUAGGGGAGAAGGGCUGUGGUUACAGUGGCCCUGGGAGGGAGCAGGGAAGCAAUUAUUUCUAAGGUAGGUUUAGGUCUUCUACCUCAUCAAUUAGGUAGGUCCCUUUCAGAAUGCCAGAAAGAAUCCACACUGCUGUGAAAAGCUUCAGGGGCUGCCCUGUCAGGGAGGAGAGCGGAGACCUGCCUGAGUGGGGCCAGGGCCAGGCCCCGCCCACUUAGGAUACUGGUAUAGGGUAACCCCUCCCUCUCCAGAUUUCCUUUUUCCCCCUAGAGGAAUCACACUGAAAUGUGAAGCUCCUCCAGUGAACUUCAGAAGAAGCUUCUGCUGCAAGAUGUUCUGGAGUGUGUACAAUAAUAUUCCUCCUGUGCCUAACUUGCCUCUGAGAUGCAGUUACCAUUUAAUGAGGGAAGAGAGACGACCACUUUGGGAAGAGGAAAGUAAUGCAAAAGGUGGAGUGUGGAAAAUGAAAGUUCCUAAAGAAAGUACGGCUGCAGUUUGGAAAGAGUUGUUGUUAGCAACUAUCGGGGAACAGUUUACUGAUUGUUCUGCAGCAGGUGAUGAAGUAAUAGGUGUUAGUGUCAGCGUUCGGGAUCGGGAAGAUGUCGUUCAAGUUUGGAAUGCUAAUGCAUCUUUAGCAAAUGAAGCAACAAUUUUACAAAAAGUCUAUAAGCUCCUGCCACACACAUCUUUUAAAGCCGCAUUUUAUAAACCCCAUGAAGAACAUCAUGCUUUUGAAGGUGGACGUGGAAAACAUUAAUUGCAGUCUGUACAGAAUUCUUUAUGCUUUGCCAAUUAGUUGAGGAAAUCGGCUAAUCAGGAAGCACAGCAGAAAGAAGACUUGCUGGUCAUUUUACAUUUGUUUUCAAUCCUCUCAGAUUUGGCAAUUAAUACUCAAAGUUGCUGGUGGCUAGGGGAGUUGCGUUGAUUUCUGACAUGACAUUACUUGUUUUUGGCUUUCUAAAUUAACUGUUCUUUGCAUUCUGAAAUGUUUUGCCCUUAUUUUUGUCCAGUGUAAUUAUUGUUUUAUGUAGUUCCCUUUCACUGAAAGACAAGAGUUUUGGUCUCUUUAGCUGUACUGUAACUAGUAAAAUGCGAAUAUGCACAGCCAUGAUAAUGCUGCUUCUUUUAGACCUGCUGUACAUAGCGAAUAAUAGCUUGGUGAAUGGUGUAUUUUGAAUAUUUGUUGUGAUACAGUCCUAUCAUAAUAAGAUUUACUCACAGUCUUUGUCCCAGGAAAAAGAAAAAUUGCACUGCGUUGUUGUAAUUUACGAAGUUAAUCUGAAAUUGCACUGAGAACUGCACACACGUACUGUUCGUUUCCUUUUGUUAACAAAAGAUAUAUUUGAUUGCAUAAUGUGAAAACUCUUAAAAUCGUGAGCACAUUUCAAUAUUUGGAUUUGUUUUAAUUUGCAGUACUAUAUCCUCUUGUGCAAGUAUUUUUAACCAACAUUUCAUUUUAGUCCUUUCAAAACAAUGCUCAUUUAGAACGGUAGGAAGGAUUUCUCUUAAUAAGAAAACCAGAUACCUAUUCAUUUAAGGGGUGGUGAUAAUUUAAUUGUUUUGACUUAUUUGCUUUCUUCUUAAUUUUAUGUUUGAAGUCAAUUCUCACAUCUUUUAUGAAAUGGAGCCUCAUUUCUAGCUUGUGGUAUGUGUAAUUUCCAGUUAUCGACAGUAUCUUUGGUGAGGUGUUUUGUUUUUGUUUUGUUUUCCUUGGUGGUGGGGAGGUGCAUAGUUUUUAUUUCAUUUAGCAACAAAUGAAAUUUUCAUUUGCGUUUGAAUGUGAAUAUUUACAAAGAUGACUUUGAGUGCAUUUUAUGUAUAUUAAACAUUAGAAUUGUUGAAAUGUUUUAUUAUAGUACCAAAGAAUAUUGAUUUUAAUUUUGUUAAAAGGAAGCUACAAAGUAGAAGUGAAUGUACACCCACAGAACCUGAUCAUUUUCAUUUGGAAAUAGUUCUAAUUGCACUGAUUUCCAUAUUUUUCACAAAUCUCUGCCUAUCUCUACCUGAUAAAAGCAUAAGCAUUUCCUUCUGCUUUUGAAGCUGCUUCUUCCUGCCACUUUGUUUCUGUGGUGAUAGCAGCCAAAAAAUAAUACAUAUUUAAAAAUCAGAUGAAAGGACAGUGUACUCAGCACUGCAGUCUUGCCCAAAAUUUUUAACUUCUGCAGACUUUUAACAGUGCAAACAUAGAUUUUAAAAUAAUCAGAAUAACACAGGUUUAUAAAGUUUUCCACCUAGCAUUUUCUAGAUCUUUGUAUGUAUUGAUUUAAAAAAUUGUGCAUUUCACUUAUAAAUAAAAUUGUGUUUCUAGAAUGGA